Necator americanus (New World hookworm) is the source of this 909-nucleotide messenger RNA. RefSeq lists its product as uncharacterized. Lineage: Eukaryota; Metazoa; Nematoda; Chromadorea; Rhabditida; Ancylostomatidae. The coding region runs from base 1 to 909 and encodes 302 amino acids. The transcript is spliced from 7 exons. The record is from RefSeq and is a predicted model, not a curated record.
AUGGUGGUGGCGCGAAUCAGGGCUUUGGGUGGUCGUCUAGGCCCACGGAUCGCCGCGAAGGUCACACAGCCAGGCAGUCGUCGCGCAGCCAUGCUCGGGAACACCCUCAUCCUAUGUCUCCUCCUUGGUCCAUCAUCUGUACUCGCUAUCGGAGAGAAUGCGAUGGAUCUCAAUACAAUCACAGGUAUCAUCGGUGGUAUCGGACGAAUGCUGGAAACGAGUGUUGACACUAUUAAUGUACCGUCCGAGUUAAUAAUGGGGCGGUGGUUCCAGAUGUACAAAGCAGCCAUCAAUUUCGACGUUUUUCGAACGCAAAUGUUUUGCCCAGUUGCCUACUUUUCACCUAACCCAAUUAUGGGAGAAGAUGGUUUUUCAAUGGAAGAGGCAUAUAGAACAAUGUCAAAAGCUGGGCCAAUUGAGACUUACAAGAGAGAUAUGAACAAAGUUGGGCCCGGCCAAUACUGGAUGUAUACCGAAGAAUACUUUUAUCCAAGACAAUUCUACAUCAUCGCCGCUGGUCCUGCAUUUGACAAUGAAACCAGGAAAGCUGACGAACCUCUCCAGUACAUAGUUGUAACUGACGCCAAUCGCCUCUCUCUCAUGGUUUACUCACGGGAUCCACAUAUUUUCUUCCAGAAGUACAACAAAGAUGUGUUGGAGUUCAUGGAGAAGAAAGGAUUUGGAGGACGGGUAUUCUGGAACAGCCCUCGUCCAAUUUAUCAGGGACCAGAUUGCGAAUGGCCUUCAGAGAAGGAAGUCUUUGCACGACGAGUGCUGAAGAAUCAAGAACUGGCUGAGCGAAGUAAAAACGGAACAGCCGAACCAGCGAUGUCAGGCAUGCCUUUGGCGGACAUGUUGCGUGAUCCUAAGAAGACUCUCGAGCGGCUGGUCGGCACUCAAGGUCACUGA